Messenger RNA from Vanessa tameamea, 765 nucleotides. Its product is annotated as coiled-coil domain-containing protein 28A. The coding region runs from base 158 to 751 and encodes 197 amino acids. Lineage: Eukaryota; Metazoa; Arthropoda; Insecta; Lepidoptera; Nymphalidae. The record is from RefSeq and is a predicted model, not a curated record. The transcript has a single exon.
AGUGAUUGUGUAGUCUUUGCUUGUUAAAGUUAUUGAUAUUUUGAAAAAGUGGCUUUUAAUCUUAUCCUUAAAGCUAAAUUAUUUGGUUUUUAAUAAAAAGUAAAAUCAGAUUUUGUAGUAUAGUAAAAUAUUAAACAGUCAAAAGAAUUUAGCAUACAUGAGCUUAGAUUUAGAGGAAGCUAACGAAACGCAGCAGCUUAUGCAGAAUGAAGGGGAAGAAGAAGACCAAAAAGUUUCACACCCUGCUACGUCCCCAGUUACUAGCAAUAAAUUAUCGAGUGGUGCGGUUAGUCAUACAUCGAAAAAUCCCCAAACAUUCACAAGUACCAACAAUAGUAUAAAUGAUUCUGCUAAGGUAUCAUAUGUUAACGAGAGAAGAUUGCAUCGUGAUUUUCAGCGGACUAACAAUAAUAGACCCAAGCAUAUGCCCAAGGAGACCCCAGAUGUGAAGCAUAUGGAAAAAGCAUUGCUGGAACUGUUAGAUGAUUUUCAUACUGGCAAGCUUAGUGCUUUUGGUACUGGUUGCAGUAUGGAACAAAUGAUUAACAUAAGAGACCAGCAAGAACAUUUAGCAAGGUUACAUUUUCGUUUAUAUGGAGAUGCUGAGAAACCAACAGAGGACUGCUUUGAAAAUACGGCAUCAAAAGAUAAAAUGACUCAACUAGUCCAAAGCUUAGAGCAACUAUCAACUUCUAUAGAAAUGUUACAAUCUGAUAGUGUUCCAGCUUCAAAUAGUAGCAAUAAAGAAUAAUUAUUGUUACUCAA